AUGCCAGAAGUCAUACUGCAAGCCAACUCAGAGACAGUGGAUGAAUCAAGAAAACGAAAAGUGCAGCAAGCUGAGGGUGAUGAAGGCAUUUAUUGGCGAAUCAACUGGACGCGUUUCGAUAGAUAUAUUCGCGAUGAAAUGACCCUUGAAUUGCUUGUGCCAAAGGGCUCAGCUGGAGAGCACACGGCGCAUUGCUUAUCACAAACGGUUCGAUCACUUCUCAAGGCAAAUGAGGUUCGAGUCUCACCCGUUGCAACGAUCAAUUCAACGCCGAUAUCGGCAGUUCUCCUUUCUAGUGGAAACUGA
Cooperia oncophora is the source of this 306-nucleotide messenger RNA. The record is from the annotation of a GenBank genome assembly. NCBI's taxonomy places the organism in Eukaryota, Metazoa, Nematoda, Chromadorea, Rhabditida, Trichostrongylidae.